CUCUCCGGUGCUGUAGGUGGCAGCCGAGCGGCGCGGCGUUUCCUGCGGAGCGCCACAGUCACAACAAGAGGAGGAGGAAGAGGAAAAACGACAGCUCUGGGUCGUCGUCGACUGGCCGCCUUGCGUGACAACACAGGGAUCGCGUUCAGGCUUCGGGUUGCUCCAACUUGACCAGCACCAUGUCUGAUUUACUGAGAUAUAUCGACUAUGACCACAAAGCCACCUUUCUGAAGAUGCUAAACCAACAGAGGAUGGAAGGUGAGCACUGUGAUGUGGUGGUGGUGGUGGAAAACAUAGAGUUCAGGGCUCACCGCUGUGUCUUGGCCGCCUGCAGCAACUAUUUCAAAAAGCUCUUCAAGAAACAAAGCGACGAGGACAACUCCAUAGUGGAGUUGGACUUUAUCCGCUCCGAUAUAUUCGAAGAGGUGCUCAAUUAUAUGUACACAGCCAGGCUGGCUGUGAGGAAGAAGGACAUCAACAUGAUGAUGUCAUCAGGUCAGAUCCUGGGCAUCAACUUCCUGGACAACCUGUGCACCCAGAAACGGGAGCUGACCAACAUGAAGACCCGGGAAAACCAGGCUCCCGGGGACAACGGCAUGAGGGCUCAGGACGCGAUCCUGAAGGAGCUCGCCAUGGAGGAGGUGAGGAAGAACAGCUUCUACGACCAGGGCAUGGACGGGAUGGGCCCCGGCGGCUCUCACGUCUCCCAGCCGCACAACUACAACAGCAGCAUGGGCAAAGACCCCCACAGCCACGGCUGGGGCUCGUCCUCCACCAGCGACAUGAAGCUGGAGUACCUGCUGUACGGCCACCGCGACCACGGCUCCUGCCAGGGCGCCGGCGCCAAGCCCAUCGACCACAACGCCAAAAAGGAGCGCCUGCUCACGGCCAACCGCCCGUACGGCUGCGAGCACUGCCCCAAAGCCUUCACCACCGCCGCCCACCUCAAGGAGCACCUCAAGAUCCAUUCCGGCUUCAAGCCGCACCGCUGCGUGGUGUGCGGCAAGGCCUUCAUCCGCGGCCCCGACCUGAAGCGGCACGAGCGGGUGCACAGCAACGAGCGGCCCUUCGCGUGCCAGAUGUGCGAAAAGGCCUUCAAGCACAAGUCCCACCUGAAGGACCACGAGCGGCAGCACCGGGGCGAGCGGCCGUUCAACUGCGGCUCCUGCGACAAAGCCUUCAUCAAAGCGUCGGACCUGAAGCGCCACUGGAACACCAUGCACAGCGGGAACCCCCGCAGACAGAUGUCCCUGUCGCCCGCCGCGUCCCAGCACGGCCAGGCGGACGCCAUGGACCAGAGAGACUGGAAAAUAGAGACGGGGCCACACUCGCACAACUCGGGGGACUGUUGAACCUGCAAGCACACCGGGCGCGCGCACACAUACUGACAUACUGACGCAAACACCUGAAAAAUAAAAAAAAACACACACACAAGCUGAACACACUGACGACACCGUGAGCCUGUGAGCGGCCGAGGGCCGGACACCACACGGACACUGAUGGGAGCGAGCGGCAGCAGAUCAUAGCAUGUUCAUAAGACUGUGGGGCUGUAUUAUUGUUAUUAUUCUAAAGAGUUAUGUCAAAACAAUGUUUUCUUUCCACGUGUAAAAUCAUGUAAAUGUUUAGUUCACUCUACUAUACGUAUAUUUUCACAAAGCAUCGUUGCUAUCUAGACCGCGGGUUCUCAUAACAUGAUUCUUUUUACUUUUCUGGGACGUGUAACAUUCAAACGUUUGUUUAACCUUUACUGAAUUUUAUGGAGCUACGAGGCAGAGGCCGAGCUCGGGGGGAGUGAGGGAGGGACGGGGGGUGGGGUGGGUUUUCUGCAUAACAUUUGUUGCAUUGAGUAUAUUCAUGUGGAUGUUUUUAAUGGAUGUGUUUAGUUGUAUUGAUUGAUAUUACACUGUAAAGAGUAAGAGUAAACAUUUUGCAGAUGAUACCAAAGUCUUGGGUCCGAACCGGAUCGCCUUUUGAAGGCCGUCCUGCCCAAGCACCCGGCCAACUAGAUUUACUGUUAUACAGUAUAACUGUCAUCCAGCUAUCAGCAGUUAAUGAUAGAUGUCUGUAUAUACUGUAGCUUAGUUUGUUGCACAAUUAGAGAACACGAUAAUGAAUUAUGCACAUAUAACAUUGUCCUACUCCUACACUUUGACAAUAAACACCAUUUGUUGUG
Betta splendens (Siamese fighting fish) is the source of this 2173-nucleotide messenger RNA. RefSeq names its product zinc finger and BTB domain-containing protein 14-like. The transcript has 2 exons. Gene Ontology annotation, biological process: regulation of transcription by RNA polymerase II. NCBI's taxonomy places the organism in Eukaryota, Metazoa, Chordata, Actinopteri, Anabantiformes, Osphronemidae. The coding region runs from base 180 to 1352 and encodes 390 amino acids. Gene Ontology annotation, molecular function: DNA-binding transcription factor activity, RNA polymerase II-specific; RNA polymerase II cis-regulatory region sequence-specific DNA binding; protein binding. Gene Ontology annotation, cellular component: nucleus. The record is from RefSeq and is a predicted model, not a curated record.